AUGGGCAAGAAAUCACUUAACCCGUGGGUUGCAGACUGCGUGUGGCAUGAGCUCGCGGCAGUGACCACGUGGAAACAAGAAACUAUCACCGGUAUCAAGCCGGAUCCAGAGUCGAGAUUUGAGGAUGAUGGGAGCAACUUCAGAAGCAGAGUAUCUGGGCAGGAACAGUGUCUUGUGCAGCUCAUUGAGGUCUUGGCUGCAGUAGAGCCUGUCAAAGUGAUCCUGUCUGAUGGCGUGACCAAGAUCAAGGCACAACUCGCAAAAGAUGUCGUGACACUGCUGGAAACAGAAACCGAGGAGACCUUCAGCUCCGAGGUGACUGGCGAUGUCUUCCAGCUCACCAACUUCACCAUCAUCAGCACAAUAUUCGGACCUGCCGACGACUUUGUGCAACUAUCUGUUGAGGGAGCUGAAUACGAACAUCAUUUACGCAAGCUUCAAGGCGAGCCAAAGCCCAUCGAGCAAGAUGAAGAUGUACGACUUCUCUUAGAGGAUAUCACGAAGUUACGAUGUCCACCCAUCAAGGAGGAGCAGACGACUGUCGACAGGUCCGAUGGCCGCAUUUCAACGCUUGUACCGAGCACGCAGUCGCAAUACCUACCUUCCGGCAUACAGAGUCAGUAUCCGGCCAGCAGACAGCGAGCGGUGGGACCGAGCCUGAACACGGAGGGCUUCCAAGUCGCACAGGGACUCAACCUUCACAGGCCAAUACAAGCUGCAUCUGAUUCGCUGGCUAGCAAAGCAACAUCUGCCCUCACAAACACUAAUAGUGUGCUGAUGGGUCUUCUCGCGCCGCAGAAGGCUCCAGAAGCUGUACCGCCACCUUCACUUCAGCCCAUCAUCGGCCAAAAGCGCGCGCGUGAGGCAUCUCCACCGGAGUCCCGGCCGAGGCAAAGCCCGAUGCGUCAGCACAAAAGCUCUGGUGUAGUUGCGGAGACGCCUGCCAAAGUCAGCGAUCGACCCAUCGAAGUACUCUCAGACUCUGAUCCGGAGCCAGAAGAAAGGACACGAUCGCAGCAAGCCCAAGCUAUCGUACCUGCCGCCUCGAAUCGAAGUCCUCCCUCAGCUCAACCUCCGCCACAGGUCACUAGCGUCAAGUCGUCAGGCUCGAGUGGACAGUCACGAAUCCCGUAUGGAAGACGAAAGGUACCAGCCAACCAACAGAAGCUAUUAGAUGACAAGUCGUGCUGGAUACCCUCACAGCCCGGAUAUCGCUUCCCUCAGCCGAACGUUCCGAUUGAGCUUUUGACGAAAUGGAACAAGACUGCAACGCCCUCGCCUCGCAAGCCAGGAGCUACGCAGGAAAGCGACGCUCGAAACCUCCAAAGCCCAGGCUUGCCCACUGAUGUGCCGAUGGAUGACGACGAUGCACGAUCGUCAGUCAACACUUCAGAUGUAUCGAAUGAUUCAGACGAUGGAGAGUUCAGCUCGGAGGAUUGGCCCCCGAGUUCUCCACCUCGUCGCCCAGAGUUGCCGCCUGACAGCUCGUGGGAAAAUGACAACGUGAUACAAGGCACGCAACAGGAUGAUCUUGAGGUUGCAGUACCACGAGCUCUGCCCGUCAGGAAGUCACCAAGUAGGCCUUCAGGCCCGUCGAUGCAGCCGCCCACAAGACAUGCUCUUCCACCACGUCCACCAGUGUCGGUACCUAGUCGAGCUGCCAUGAACGAUGUUGUUUCGCCAUCAGCAAGUCUCGGAAUGGCGUCGCAGCGAUCAUUGCCUCCAAACUCGUCAAUUGGUGCGUCGACCCGGCAAGGAGCUUCACAAGCAGCGCUGCCGCAAUCUCAAAUUCCGCCUCAGCAAGUUCGCAUGUCGCCUCAAGCUUCACAGGGCUCUGUCCAUAGCUCGCCAUACCCCGAAGUGCGACGACUAAGCGAUGUUGUCGCGCAGGAAGGCUUUUCUGUGCCACAACAACCUGCUGUGAGGCCACAGCGCCCGAGACCAUCCAACUCACCUAUCAGCACGAUGCGCACAGAGCGCAGCGCGGGUAGCCAGGUCUCACUCAAGUCUGACAUUGACCCCUACACUUUAUCAGAGCCGCAGCUACGACGACUUCUCAUCGCGCAUGAUAUCCCGUAUUCCUCAUCAGCGAAAAGAUUCGAGCUGGUGGAGCUGUUAGAAGGACGAGACGCUCGAUUGCAACAGGAACUCGCACAGACGCGGCUACGGUUGGCUGAUCUUCAGGACAAGAAGCGUCGCAAGGCCGAAUCCUCCGCACAGUCUCGGGUGAAUGGAGGCGAUGCUACCGGCAACGAGACGCUGGAUAUGACCGCUGCACAGCAAUCUCCUCCCCGAUCUUCGUUUCGCAAUCCCACUAUGGUAGGCAGGAAACCUCCAGCCGUGCAAGCAAGCCCGCUUGCAACGCCAUUACGAAGGCAGGGCUCUGAUGAUGCGGCCGCAUUACCGCGACACCCUCAGGGAAGCUCGCCGACAGUGCAUACGACUGGACGCUCCGUCACCGGACCGGUCACGAUUGCACAGUCUCCUUCACCCGCAUUGUCCGAUCAGGGUCGCACAGCUUUGUCUGCUGAGACAAGUCGCUCGCGAGGCGCUCAGCAAGCCUCGCCAACCCCACGCGGUGGCACUCGUCUAGCGAUGCCGUCUGACCCAACUGCGUCUCAUGCUGCUUCGCAGCCACCACACCCCGACGAGCUACAUUGUCUUGCGCGAAGGGACCACUUCGGCCGCAGUGGUCGUCGCGAGACUUGGAUCGAAGACAACUUCGAGCGAGUGAAUUACGGUAAUAAGACUGUCAAGUCCAUCUUCGAUCUGUACAAGGAACAACACCCCGAAGACCCGGCGACCGACCUGGACAAGAUUACUCGAGCCGCUCAGAUUGUGUUCCGCUCGUCUCGCGAAGCAUUAGCGACGGCGAGAUUUCGUCGUGUCAAUAUGCUUGCUGUGCCAGCGCCAGCCGUGACCAACAAAGAGCAGGCACUGCCUGUUGAGUCAACCAGACCGGCCCAGCCAUCGUCCUCUGCCCAGAGGCAAGGACUUCAAUCCGGUCCCAGCAAUGCGACUCCGACCCAGCUCGACGGUACCAGCGAACAUCCCGCAUCCGCACCAAGAAGCAAAGCCAAACGGCGUGGAAAAGCUCGGCCAAUAACGGAAAUAGACGGUGCGCAAGAUGAGGCGCACGAUGUGUUGCAAAUGCAGGACUUAACAGCGGCUGACACGCGCAGCAGAUCGGCGCUUGAUGACCGAGUGGAGGAAACGGUGAUGAGCAGUACUUCCAGUGAUGCCUUGAGGGAGUUCUGUCAGAACUGGCUGAACAUCCGGCCUGGUGGUGCGUUUGCGAAACCUCACGCUGCACCGCGAAGGGUUAGGAGGAAGGUUGACGUGCUGGGUUGGGAUAUAUGA
This is a messenger RNA of Fulvia fulva, 3360 nucleotides long. RefSeq lists its product as uncharacterized. The record is from RefSeq and is a predicted model, not a curated record. The transcript has 3 exons. Lineage: Eukaryota; Fungi; Ascomycota; Dothideomycetes; Mycosphaerellales; Mycosphaerellaceae. The coding region runs from base 1 to 3360 and encodes 1119 amino acids.